This is a messenger RNA of Cydia splendana, 594 nucleotides long. RefSeq lists its product as uncharacterized. NCBI's taxonomy places the organism in Eukaryota, Metazoa, Arthropoda, Insecta, Lepidoptera, Tortricidae. The record is from RefSeq and is a predicted model, not a curated record. Bases 146 to 565 code for a protein of 139 amino acids. Gene Ontology annotation, molecular function: zinc ion binding. The transcript has 5 exons.
AACUAAAGUAGGUCUUUGUGCAUAACUCUAUUAAAGGUAUUUUUGAUUACGUAUGUAGAAAUCCAGUAAGUACAAUUUAAUAAAGUAAUUCGACGAAGGUCGUCUUGGCUUUAGUCAUUACUAGUAAGUUCUUGAAAGUUUAGUAAUGAUAAAUGGAGAGGUGUCGACGAAAUCUCGGGAACGGAGUGUGCGAUUUACGUAUCUAGGGUCUACCAUGAACGGGUCGGGACCGUUGCUUCCUCACAGUUACACUCCAGCACAGAUACAGAAGAAAGACGCCUCCAUGAACCAGUCAUUGGCGACGGCAAUUGGCUCAGCGCCUGUCUUUAAGGCUGGUAUGUCACCGCUGCUAGGCCCCGAGAACACGCUGUGCGAGUGUCCCUUCUGCAGCGCGAGCAUCAAGACCGCGGUGCAGUAUAGUACUACAUCACGCACUCAUAUGGCUGCAGCCCUUUGGUGCUUGGCAUGUUGCCUGUGCUGCGUGCCAUAUGGAUCGGACUCUGCUAAAAACGCGGACCACUACUGUCCCAGCUGUCAUAGAUACUUAGGUACAUACGAAAAGUAAGAAUAAAUAAACUUGAGUGUAAUUUUACU